AUGCCAGAGGAAACAUUGCCUAGCAUUCUUUUCUUUCAAUCGCCUCUUGUCUUCUCGUGCCGUUGCGCCACGGUGCGCUCGUUAACAGCUCCUUCCAACGACGCAGAAGCAGCGGAGGUCAUCUGCGCGUGGUGCGGCGGCGGAUUCGUGGAGGAGUUGACGGCUGGCAGCGACAUCGACGGCGGGGAGCACGGCCGCCACCACAGAUGGAGCCACCGCGGAUCCGACCACGCGCGCGCUGCUGCUGCUGGCGCGCCCGUGAUUGACCUAACAGAGGAGUACACUGGCAACGCGCAUGUCGGCAACGCGCAUGCCGGUGCGUCGAGCGGGUUCGCGAGGGAGGCGCGUGAGAGCGCGUUCGCGUGGGACGGCGAGAGCGCGGGCGAUGCGGAUGUCAGCGCAGGCGAGACGGCCGGGGUCGCCGCCGGCGCGUCGCUCCGCCCCGAGCGGCCCUUCCGCGGAUCCGUCCGUCGGCGGCACGUCGGCGUGGGUGCUGACGUCAGGUCCCCAGGCCCGUCUGCCGGCGAAGCAGCGUUUCGGGAGGCCAGCGGGUGGGGCGUGAGGGCCGCCGACGAUGACGGCCGCGCUGCUGCUGCUGCCGGUGGUGGCGUUAGCCGUAGUGGCAGCGGUGGCGGCGGCGGCGGCGCUACCAAUGGUGGUCCAUCUGCGACCGCUGCUUCCGCGUCCGCUGCGGCUGGAGCGAGCGGCGAGGCGGAGGAGGGCCACGGCGCAGCGCGGAGGCUGGAGGGCGCGUAUCUGGGGCUGGCGAGGAUGCUGCGAGACAUGGAGGACCGCGUUGACCCCGAGCGACUCGCUGACGUGGCCGGCAGGGAAGCAACGUUCGGUGCUGCGUACGGCAGAGGGGGACUGGGGGGAAGGGCAGGGGGAGCGGCGUCGGCGCGGUUGCGGCGCCUGCUGGCGCGCCUCGAGUCGCUCAACGCCAUUGUCGGCGGGCAGCUGUUGGGCGGCGCCGCGGCGGGCGGCGCAGCGGGCGGCAUAGCGGGCGCGGUGGGGGAUUACUUCUUCGGAGACGACUUCGACGCGCUCGUCGAGAGAAUCUCCGCCGACGACGCCGUCAGCACGCGCAACCCGCCCGCCUGCCCGGCGGCCGUCGAGGCGAUGCUGGUGCGCGUGGUGACCGCUGCUGACGUGGCGCAGCGGGAGGCGGCGGGCGAGGGCGAGCACGGGGAGGGCGGCGGGCUGAUGGACCCGUGCGCAAUCUGCAAGGACGACUACGAGCAGGGCGCCGUCACGCGGCAAAUGCCAUGCCGCCACGUGUACCACUCCGAUUGCCUCCUGCCGUGGCUGCAGCGCCACAACACGUGCCCCGUCUGCCGCUUCGAACUGCCCACCGCGGAGGCGCAGGACGCGCAGCAGCAGGGGCAGGGGCGGGGGGCGGAAGGAGCAGGGGGGACCGGCUCUGGCGGGGGAGCGGAAGCUGGUGGCGGUGGCGCAGCAGGGGGAGGCGAGGGGGAGCGCGGCGACGUUGAGUGGCACGAGAUGCAGUGGGAGGGCGGGGAGCGCGGCGGGGGGGAGUGGGGCGGCGGGGAGAGCAGGGACGGGGGCGGCGAUGGGUGGGACAGCACGGAAAGCGGGGAGAGGGGCCGCGGGGGGUGGAGCGGCGGAGUGAGUGGAGAGGAGGGGGGCGGCAGCGGGUGGGAAGGCGGAGAUAGCGAAAGGGAGAGCGUGGGGUUCCGGUGGGAAUGGACGGAGAGGGAGCGGGAGCGGGAGAGGGAGAGGGAGAGGGAGCGAGAAGAGUGGAGGGAACGGGCGUGGGAGAGGGUGAGGGAGAGGGAACGGGAAAGGGAGCGGGAGCGCGGGGGACUGGGAGUGCGGGGAGUGUUGGGGCAGUCAGCGGCGGCGCGCGCGCUCAACAGGAACAGCAUCGGCACCCUGACCACCCUGGUCUCCCUGGGCGCCUCCAGCAGCGCGCGGGGCUCCCUUCCGCGGGAGGCGGGGCGCGCGGGGAGAGGGGCGGAGUGGGAAGGGCGGACGCGGUGGGGAUGGGGGAUAGGGGGGGAUGCGGGUGGGGGUGGCGCGGGUGGCGGGUGGGGGAGGGGCGGGUUGGGAGGUGCGGGGUGGGGGCUGAGGGGAGGGCGCGAGAGGGGCGUGAGGGAGGAGAGGGAAUGGGAAAGGGAGAUGCGACGAGAGGUGAUUCGGAAUUGGGGGAGGGAGGGGGAGAGGGGAAGUGAGAGGGAUAGCGAGAGGGAAAGUGAGAGGGAGAGUGUGAGGGAGAGCGAGAGGGAGAGCGAGAGGGAGAGUGUGAGGGAGAGCGAGAGGGAGAGCGAGAGGGAGAGUGUGAGGGGGAGCGAGCGGGAGAGCGAGACAGAGAGGGAGCAGGGGAUGGACGUGCAGUGGUGGGGCGGGCAGGGCUGGUCCAGGGGCGCCCGUGUGGCGUCUUCGUCCGCCCUGCGCCACCACCGCCACGCCUCCCCCGCGCGCCCCGCCUCUCCUGCUCGUGCCGCGCCAGAGGCUCCCACGGGGGCAGCAGCCUCUACCGGUGGGUUGGCGCAGCAGCAGCAGCAGCAGGGGCAGCAGGGGCGGGAGGCGCAGCGAGUGAGUCCGCGGGCGGGCAGGCAAGCGGGGCGCGGGCUGUGGGGUGGCGCGGGGCAGAGGCAUGCAUGGGCGGACGUCACAGGGGGGACGGAGAGGCGAGGGGGCAGCAGAGGAGGCAUGGAGAGCAGCGUGAGGGAGUGGGGUCGGCCGUGGGAGGCGCAGCCGCACAGCGGCGAGGCGGGCAGUGCGUGGUGGCGACAGGCAGUUGCAGAGGGCGCAGGUCCCAGCCCAUGGCCGCCGUCCCUCCCCCCCUUCCCUCAGCCCUCGGCCCCCUCUCGCUGCAUCCCCCCCCCAUGCAUGGCACGCCCCCCCCCUCCCCUCGCUGCACACGCACCUCUCCUCCCCCCCCCUGCGCUCCGCUCCUCCCCCCCGCCUGCCCUCCUCGCCCUCGUCCGUCUGUCCGCGCCCUCGACUCUCUCCCCGCUAUGCCUCCCUACGCACACAGCCCCACCGACCGCCCUCACCACUCUGAAGUCCCUCCACUGA
This is a messenger RNA of Closterium sp. NIES-65, 3042 nucleotides long. The record is from the annotation of a GenBank genome assembly. NCBI's taxonomy places the organism in Eukaryota, Viridiplantae, Streptophyta, Zygnematophyceae, Desmidiales, Closteriaceae.